Micropterus salmoides (largemouth bass) is the source of this 2503-nucleotide messenger RNA. Its product is annotated as ADP-ribosylation factor-like protein 8B. Gene Ontology annotation, cellular component: lysosomal membrane. Bases 86 to 646 code for a protein of 186 amino acids. Gene Ontology annotation, biological process: anterograde axonal transport; protein transport. NCBI's taxonomy places the organism in Eukaryota, Metazoa, Chordata, Actinopteri, Centrarchiformes, Centrarchidae. The record is from RefSeq and is a predicted model, not a curated record. Gene Ontology annotation, molecular function: GTP binding; GTPase activity. The transcript has 7 exons.
CAAAGCAGCUAGCCACUUCCUGUUAGACUCUUAGCCGAUUCACAUCCAAACGGCCGCAGCGACUGCGACUACUGUGUCAUCCAAGAUGCUGGCCCUCAUAAACAGGCUUUUGGACUGGUUCAGGUCCCUCUUUUGGAAAGAGGAGAUGGAGCUUACGUUAGUGGGACUUCAGUACUCCGGGAAAACCACAUUCGUCAAUGUGAUUGCAUCAGGCCAGUUCAGUGAAGACAUGAUUCCCACAGUCGGUUUCAACAUGCGAAAGGUCACUAAAGGCAAUGUGACAAUAAAGAUAUGGGACAUAGGUGGACAGCCCCGCUUCAGAAGCAUGUGGGAGCGCUACUGUAGAGGAGUCAAUGCUAUUGUUUACAUGGUGGAUGCUGCAGACAGAGAGAAGAUAGAAGCUUCCAGAAAUGAACUGCACAACCUUUUAGACAAGCCACAACUACAAGGAAUUCCCGUUCUAGUACUGGGCAACAAACGAGACCUACCCAACGCACUUGAUGAGAAGCAGCUCAUUGAAAAAAUGAAUCUAUCUGCCAUUCAGGACCGAGAGAUCUGCUGCUACUCUGUCUCCUGCAAAGAGAAAGACAAUAUAGAUAUCACACUUCAGUGGCUCAUCCAGCAUUCAAAGUCACGGAGAAGCUGAAAGUGAAGCCCCCCCCAGUCGCAGCUCUGGCCUCAGCCCCCUAAUGGUCAUGGGUCCCUGACAGCCAUCCCUUCCACUGCCUCUGUGAAGUAAUCCAGCUCUCUCUGCUCACUACCGGCACCACCUGCACCACCCACCCAGUACACUACCAUAGAUGUGUAGCCCCUGUACAGCACUACCAUCACCCCAACUAUCUGGAGUCUUGAAAAGUUGUUUCAGUACUGUGCUAGAAGGUGGAUUGUCCAUACCUGUCAUGCCUUAUCGCUUGCCAUUUGGGACAUGCUCUGUGUACGUCAUGGAGUUGUUUUUUUUGUUUGUUUUAAUAGCUUCUGUUCCCUUCAACACAAUAAUCUAAUGAAGUUGCAGUUUACUGUUCCCUGGUUAUACUAAGAUGGAGCUCCUGUAAUCCCACAUUCAGACAUCCGCUCUGUUGCCUGUCAACAUUUGGUGUUUACGUGACGAGGUCGUGAUUGUAGUUUUUAACAGUUAUUUGCCAAAUGGAUGAUGGUGGCUCGCGCUAAUGCCUUCAAUUCCUGAUAAACUGUUAGCAAUGUAGCCUGCAUUUUAUUUGCUGGCGUAUGGAUGUAUCUAUUUUAUUUAGCGACUUAGAUUCAAGUUUACACAUAACAUAAAGAUGAAUGGAAGGUAAGACUGUGAUUGGUUGUUGUGUCUGAGGCAAAAUCCUAAGAUGGGUCAGCCGAGUUUUAAGUGCCUUUGGCUAAGUGAGUGUUCCAAUCAGACAGUUGUUGCCCAAUGCAACUUAUAACCCACUAUUAUAAAUAAACACUGGUACAGACACAGCGUAAAUCCCUUGAUUACACUUAACGCUGGCCCUUGACAAUCUCAUUUUAUGUUUGUAAUCAUAUAAACACAUUACGAUGUCUGAGAAAAGACGAAAAAUGAGAAAUGAAGUAAUGGGUGAGAGGGAUGUGAAUGAGAAAAUGUUACAUUACGUUUGGUUGAUGGUUAAUUUGAAUGUUGUUUCACCUGUAGCCUAUGACUCUUAUGUAGCUUGACAUGUGGGUUAAGUUUGGCUUGCAGUUCUCAGGUUGUUACAGGACUUUAAAAAAAAUUGUCUGAACACAGAAUGGGUGUGACCAAGAAUCUGUCAAAAUCCAUUUUUGUUCUGGUUGGAUAACAGAAAGCCAGUGUUAGUCAUGAUGACUGAGUUUACAAAGAACAGAAGACAGUCCAUUGGUUCAAAGCGUUGGAUGCUCGAUCCAUGCCUUGCCACACCCCUCUCAAUCCUGAUGUCUUUCUGUAGAAGCCUUAGAAGUCCAAGGACAACACUGUCUCCUCUAAAAGUGAUAUAUUGAUUUACACGCAAUUUCCUUUCAGCGACAAGACAAUGAUUUCUUACAGUGUGUAUUAAUCUGCCCCCUUGCUUUGCCAGUGCAUCUUGAUCACUUUAAGUUAAUUAUUUUAUUCUGUGUGUGAGUGUUUCUGGAUCAGGUUGAGUUAUCCCUUCUGCUACAAAACUGGAUGUAGGCCUACACGGCUUCUACAUUUCACUGUAAUGUUGUCUACAAAUCCAUCACAUGCUCACACGUUGCUGUUGUUGUUGUUGUUGUUGUUGUUGUGAUCGUCGUAAUCCUAAAUGUCGAUUGUUGGGACCACAGCAGCAGUGAGGGGCUGUAAAAUUUGGGGGACUGUGUGGGUAAUUUGGGGAAAGCUUUGUUACCUGUGUAAUAAUAUAGCCUAUUUGCAAUUUGUAUGUGCAUGUGCUGAAUUUAUUCACAUUCAAUUGCAGACUUUGUAAAUAAGACGUUAGCAUUUUUAUUCCAACAAAUGCUCCUGUAGAUGUCAUGCGUUCUUUCCCUGUGAUUGCUAAUAAAUUUGUUUUUAUUUUUAAGGAAA